This is a messenger RNA of Saprolegnia parasitica CBS 223.65, 721 nucleotides long. RefSeq lists its product as hypothetical. The coding region runs from base 39 to 716 and encodes 225 amino acids. NCBI's taxonomy places the organism in Eukaryota, Oomycota, Saprolegniomycetes, Saprolegniales, Saprolegniaceae. The transcript has a single exon. The record is from RefSeq and is a predicted model, not a curated record.
UCGCUGCGGUUGAACACGUGGAGCCUGCCAUCAAAACCAUGCUAAACGAGAGCGACAAGCAGCUUAUUCGUUCUCUGCUCGCAAGCAACAAGGACUUGACCACGAACUUGGAGCGCCUCGGGCAGCGCGUCGGCGACUUGACGGACCAGCUAGCUGCAGGUGGCGACGAACUCGCCGAGCGUGCGCCACGCCCCAACGCCAAGCGUGCAGCCGAGACGGAAAUCGUGGGCAGCAAGCCAGUUGAGAAGAAACCAAAGGCCACACGCGCUGCAAGCAUGGCCAUGGCCAAGACGUGGUACACUUGGUUCGUGGGGACACCGGCGAUGUACACCGCCGAGUGGGACGCGUCGAACGGCAACCGCCAGCACAAGAACCAGACGAAGACGGUGGUGGCCUUCAUGCGGCUCUUCGCAACGGAAGGCUACGUCUUGAGAGCAGACGCGCCGCACUACAAGUCGCUCGUCACCGAGAUUGGCGAGCGCCUCGAGGCCCGCUGCAAGGCGUUCCUCCAAGAGCACAACCUUUCGGCCGCGUCCGCAUCCCCCGUUGCCAAAGCCUUCCGCGAGCUGCGGGACAGCGGUGCCCUCGAUGACAAGGCAGCAAUGACGGCACGCCUCCUCGCCACUGGCAUCAUCGUCGAUCCGUCGCCACCAAGCAUGCACGCAACCGCGAUGGCCAAGAACGCAAAGAAAACGCAGUCGCAGACUAAGACGUAAUAGAC